Molecule: messenger RNA, 996 nt
Organism: Theobroma umbraticum
Lineage: Eukaryota; Viridiplantae; Streptophyta; Magnoliopsida; Malvales; Malvaceae
Source: RefSeq, a predicted model, not a curated record
ACGUAAGAAAGAAGAAAAAGGAGAAGACAGUACGGUCAAAGCCCUAGAAAUCAGACUUCAGCCAAGCGAAAUAAAAUCUUUUUUCCCCAAUUUCUCUCGCUAUCUUACUUUAAAACUCUCAUCUUCUUCUCUCUGAAAAUCAAUCUCGUUUGCCAGGUUUUAGUUUUGCUGAUAAAAAUGGCGGGUCAGAGGAAUAGCUAUGGAAAGCGGGCUCAUUCUCAGUCUGAUUAUUCUGAGAAUGGAUCAAAUAAGAGGAGAAAUCCAGGUGAUGACAGGGAACAAUUUGUUAUUGACUCAGAAGAUACCGUAUAUCGGUACUUGUGCCCUGUAAGAAAAAUAGGAAGCAUUAUUGGAAGGGGAGGGGAAAUUGUUAAGCAAUUAAGAGCAGAAACUAAGUCAAAGAUUAGGAUUGGUGAGACAGUUCCUGGGUCUGAGGAGCGUGUGGUUACUAUCUACAGCUCUAGGGACGAGACAAAUGCCCUCGAAGAUGGCGACAAUCUUGUUUCUCCUGCUCAAGAUGCUCUAUUCAGGGUGCAUGACAAAGUUGUAGCAGAAGAUUUGCACGGUGAUGAAGAUUCUGAAGGUCACCAAGUUACUGCUCGUCUUCUUGUACCUUCUGAUCAGAUUGGAUGUGUUAUAGGAAAGGGUGGACAGAUAGUUCAGAACAUACGUAGUGAAACUGGUGCUCAGAUUCGCAUUCUUAAGGAUGAGCACUUACCUUCUUGUGCCUUGAGCACAGAUGAACUUGUACAGAUAUCUGGGGAAGCUGCAGUUGUGAAAAAGGCUCUGCAUCAAAUUGCUUCUCGCCUCCAUGAGAAUCCUUCACGAUCUCAGCACUUGCUUGCGUCUGCAAUGUCAAAUGCAUACCCUGCUGGUGGUGCACUGCUUGGUCCAGCUGCUGGUGCCCAGAUAGUAGGAAUAGCUCCAUUGGUGGGUCCUUAUGGAGGAUACAAAGCCCUUUUGUUCCCUUCUGUAUCCAUUUCUUAUUUUAGUUAG